Messenger RNA from Halichondria panicea, 2346 nucleotides. RefSeq lists its product as uncharacterized. The record is from RefSeq and is a predicted model, not a curated record. The transcript is spliced from 17 exons. NCBI's taxonomy places the organism in Eukaryota, Metazoa, Porifera, Demospongiae, Suberitida, Halichondriidae. Bases 106 to 2139 code for a protein of 677 amino acids.
UGUACCCAUGCACUGUCAACUAUGAGCUUCAAUCCAUAAUAAAUACCUUGGAAAUUGAGUAGAUUUAGCUAUCACGGUUUUAUAGUACAGCUGUCAGUGAGUGUAAUGAGGGGUAGAAUCACCUUCCUUAGCCUGUUGCUCGUGAUCGUGUUUCAAUCCAGCCUUCUGAGGGUGGUAGGUGGAUCAUGCUUGCUGAACAGAAUUGAUGAGAAUCCUUGCCACUUCAGACACCCGUCAAUCACUGACAAGCCAGGGGAAAAUGAGUAUGGAAUAUACAGCACAAGGAUAUUGAAUGGUCCGAAAUGCUCCAUUCGCCGUAAAAACCAUCAAGUGAAGAGCAUUCAAAACCUUCGUGGUGACCCUCGAGUGAAAUUCAUUUUUUCACCUGGUAUAGAGAUCGAACCACCCGUAGAAUAUGGUAACCAAAUGAUAGUUAUGUACAAUGUCACAUGUCCUUCGAAUCAUGUUGCAUUCUUCAAUAUCACCGAUAUGAUUUUGGAGGAACCAAAUUGCCCUGUCGGACUUCAGCAAAGAUGUGUGGACUAUGUACAAGUGGUACACGGUGAGAAUGGGGCGUUACGACGUUAUGAGAGUUGUGGCACUAACCCCAGAGAGUUCCUUAUCCUUGAAGGUAAUUUUCAAGUCAUCUUCCGCACCAGUAACAACAACCGGUUCCCAGGGUUCAAAGCCGUUGUCAUUUGUAUGGAAAAAGACGCUGGCGGCACUGGUAGACGAAAGAGAUGCGCCACCGAAGAUGUUGUGAAAACUAAGUAUCUACCUCAAACGGAGGAGCAGAGAUUCCUUGUGUACGACCUAACCACGGCCUUCUUUGAACAACCACUGGAGAAUCCUGAGGAGCGUCUGUGUGAUGAGAUGCUCAAUCCGCCACCCUUUGACCCUCUCAAUCUUCCCGUCAAUGACACGGAGGACGAUGAUUUCAACCUCCCACAGUGUCCAAGAACAACCACCAUUUCCAGAACGACUUGCAACUACAGUGAAAGGAGGCUGAGUAUGGCACUGGCUAACAGGGACUCUCCCAACCUUCUAGUGAGAACAGUAGUGGAUGCAGUUCUCUCGUGUGUCCAUAGGCAGAGGAAUUCUUAUGGGGAUCCACCCCAGUGUCUGUUGAGUAGAGAGGAAGAGUUUCCAUGCACACCAAGAAAUCCCAGGAAUACAAGAAUGCCUAAUGCAAAUGAAAUCGGGAACUACACGACUCGAGUACAAGCAGGAAGUUCCGGACGCCCCAGAUGCCAUAUACGGAGCAGACAACAUAUGAUUCGACCAAUUCCAAUACUCGGUGGAGAUGAGAGGAUAAAGUUUAUUUUCUCCCCGGAAAUUAGACUUGAUCUAACAGAAAACCGUCAACAAUACGUUCUGUACAACAUCAGCUGCCCGGAGGGACACCUGGCAUUCUUCAACAUGACUAACAUUCAGCUGAAAGAGGCAAACUGCUUCAACCCGGAACAAAAUCGGAUGGUGUGUCAGGAUUAUGUGCUCAUAAUCAGACCUGGUUCUGGUAAUAGUACUGAAAGUUGUGGAAAUACAAUAAUAAAUCAAAACCAGAAUCAACUGGAGCAAGGUACAAUGAGCAUUUUGUUCAAAACCAGUACGUCGAAUAUAUUAUCUGGAUUUAAAGCCACUGUCAUCUGUUUCAGACGUGAAGACGCUGAUCAACCAGGUUGCACUCGACCGAGGCAACAUGACAGUGAAAGGACCACUCUCAGCCCGAGACGCAAAAGGAGGAACCUCAGUGAAUUUGGGAUCAUGCCUAAUCCGGAAGAGAUGGUUGUUAUUGGCAACCUCACAAAAGCAAAGUCCGCUCUGGUGACUGAAGACAGCAAUACUCAACUGGGUGAAGAACCCGUGUGUUCCGAUCUACUGGCAGAUCUUAACCUGCAACCCAUCCCUGGGGUCACCACAAGUCCAAACUGUAUACAGAGGCAAAAGAGACGGGAAAAAAUUGUGCUAAUCAGUGACAUGCUUGAAGACAGCGCUAUAUUUACUGCUAUUGAGAAUGAGAAUGCAUGCAAUCCUGUUCUUAGGACUUUAGCAGAAGCUACUAUUGCCUUAGUAUAUAGAGAGAAUCCUCAACGUCUUGCUCAACUGAGGAAAAAGAUUGCUGCUAAUUGUACGUUGUAAGAGACUGGCCGUGCGCGAACGUUGUGUGUGUUGACUCUUUUGUGUUUGUUAAGUAGAGGUAUUUACCCUAGCUAUGUUACCUUAUUUUGAUUUGUGUGAUAUAAUGCCAGCUAUGUCUGGAUUGAUUGAGUUUUUGUGAGAAACCUCGUAGAGAACUGAACACAUGUGUCUAUGUAUUUUAUGAUUUAUCUUGUUAUUAAAACUUAA